UAUACUACUAUUUGCAUCCUCAAAUCUACUAAUUCAAUUUGCAUUAAUUUCCACCCUUCUCAUGUCUUUCUACAAGAGCCGGCCGAUCCCGUCGAUUUCGAUGGAACGGACCCAAGUCGAACCCACAUGGCGGCGGAGGCCCCGGCGCACGGCCCCGUCCCCGUCCCCGUCCCGCCGCGCGCAUGGAACCGCUGCAUGGCCCUCCUCCGGCGCUGCUCCUCCGAGCGCCACCUCCGCGCCGCCCACGCCCUUUUCGUCUCCGGCGGCCUCCACCGCCACCCCUUCGCCCUCAGCCGCCUCAUUCUCGCCGCCUGCUCCCUCCGCCCCCCUGCCCUCGCCUACGCCUCCCUCCUCUUCCACCGCUCCCCCUCCCCUCCCAACUCCUUCAUGCACAACGCCCUCAUCCGCGCCCAUGCCCGCGGCCCCGACCCCGCCGCGGCCCUCUCCUUCUUCCGCCUCCUCCUCCGCGCCCCGCCCGCCUCCGCCGCCGCUGACCACCACUCCUUCCCCUUCGCCCUCGCCGCCUGCGGUGCCUCUGGCUCCCUCGCCACCGGCGCCCAGAUCCACGCCCUCGUCGUCAAGAACGGCCUCUUUUCCGCCGACCACUACGUCCAGACCGCCGUAUUGCGGCUCUACUGCAACGCCACUGACGAGGCCGCCAAAGUAUUCGACGAAAUUUCCGUGCGAGACGCCGUCCACUACGACGUCCUCAUGAACGCGUUCAUCCGCGCCGGUCUACCCUCCGAGGCGCUGCGACUGUUCGACCAUUUGCUGAUCUCCCGCAUCGAGCCGGACGAGUUCGCCGCCACCACCGCUCUCACGGCUUGUGCACACGCCGGUGCUCUCAAGCAGGGCGUUCGAAUUCACAAGCUCGUCGAGGGGAAGGGACCCUCAUUCCUAAGGGACACCUUCCUGGGGUCGGCUCUCGUGAGCAUGUACGCGAAGUGUGGGUGCAUAAAGGAUGCCGUCGACGUGUUCAACGCGAUGCCUGAGAGGAAUACCCACAUGUGGGCCACCAUGAUCGGCGCGUACGCCAUGCAUGGAUUCUCCAAGGAGGCAAUGGCUUGCUUGCGGCGGAUGCAGGAGGAGGAUGGCCUGCGCCCGGAUGGGAUUGUACUGCUUGGGGCGCUCGCUGCCUGCGUUCAUGCUGGCCUGGUGGAGGACGGCCUACAGCUUCUGGCCGAAAUGGAGGCUCGACACUCGGUGAUCCCCGAGCACGAGCACUACAGCUGCGCUGUCGAUAUGCUGUGCAGAGCGGGUCGGCUGGACGAGGCACUACAUCUCGUACGUGAAAUGCCGAUGAGGCCUCUGGCAUCAGUGUGGGGCUCGUUGCUCACAGGAUGCAGGGUACAUGGGAACACAGAACUCGCCGAGGUUGCUGUUGCAGAGCUGCAGAGCUUUGCGGCUGGCAACGGAGAUGAUGAAGGUGUUUAUGUCCAGUUGUCGAACAUCUAUCUCAAUGCUGACAGGAAGGAGGACGCACGCAGGAUUCGCAAGCUGAUCGGUAGCAGAGGGAUCAAGAAGACGCCUGCAUGCAGCGCGAUUGAGGUGGAUGGGAAUGUGAGCUCAUUUGUGGCAGGGGAUCAAGUGCACCCUCAGCGGCUGGAGAUAUGCCUGAUGUUGGAGGUGUUGGCAGAUCAUAUGCGCCCCUGCUCUGAGGAUGAGUUAUGAGGUGGAGGAUUGCUCGUAGAGAUAUGAACAAGAUGAUGACAUGAAGCCCACCAAACAAGUUGAAUCAUACAGCGGAAUAGCUGAUGUUUGUGAGACUUGGAAUGUCAUGUUGGCUCAUCACUUAAACCGAGUUCAUGAGCAUCAGCUUGUGGACAGAACCAAUUGUUUGUCGAUGAGGACGAAUCCUGCACUGUAUGUAGUCUCUCUUCGUGAAGCAUUGAUCUACUGGAGGUCAGAAGUCAACUGAAGUAUACAGAUCAGAAAACAGAGUCACGCUGAGAUUCUCAGUUAUGGCAACAGAGAAAAAACUGAUUUUUUUGAGGAUAUUUUUGAGCAAGAGAAUGUUAUGGAAUUCUUAUAUUAGAAAUUUCUUGGAAUUUUAAGUUUGAGACAAUUGAUUUUUGUGGACUGAAAGUGUCUCAGGGAGUUCCUUCCUCUUCGAAAUGCCUUCUCUGAGGAUGAACAUUUUGCUCAGACAUCUCUGUAGCACAUUAUAGUUUCAAUUACUGAGAAUUUGUUUUCAAGUUUCCAUUACGGAUCAUAUGCUUUCGAUUU
Molecule: messenger RNA, 2226 nt
Organism: Musa acuminata subsp. malaccensis (wild Malaysian banana)
Lineage: Eukaryota; Viridiplantae; Streptophyta; Magnoliopsida; Zingiberales; Musaceae
Product: putative pentatricopeptide repeat-containing protein At3g28640
Molecular function (GO): protein binding
Source: RefSeq, a predicted model, not a curated record